AUGUCGGGAUACCAAGGCAGCGCAACAGGGGCUCGAAAGGCGUCCCCAUACAUGUCCACCGCUGAUGAUGAACAAACUGGGAUUACUAGCGGGGUUUAUGAAGAAGACGGAAGGUCUGAUGCGGAAUCAGAGUCUGACUCUAGCAGUUUGGACGAUACUGAUGCUAAAGAGGUCGUCGCCAAGGAACUCGCCAAAUUGGAUUUAAACACGAGUGAAGGACACAGUGUCGCGGAAUCGGAGGCAAUACUAAUACACACUGCCACUCUGCAUGAGUUUCGUCUUUCCGAUCGCGCAGUCAGCCCCAAGUCAAACCGGGGUGGGUUUUCACAGAAUCUUUCCAAUUCGUUAGUGGUUUUAAAGUUCGAGUCUCUCAUUAUAUGGGUGAAGCGACUGUGUGGAGUCAGCAUUACAUCUGAAAUAUUAAUCUUGGAAACUGUCAAAGCCCUUCGGUUGCCACAGGUGGAGCUUGGAGUUCAAUUCAGUCUGAAGCUAUCGCAAGCAGCUGUGAGAUUUCCUCUUCUAGAAGAUGCUAAAAAUGGAGUUCUGGAUAUCGGAUUGUCUCCUACCGAAUUCCAGCUCAGCCAUGCUGCUCCUUUCUUUGAUCGGAAUAUGUAUUCUGCCCGCGAACCCCUUGUCCAUGAUUUUGAGCCUGACAAGUGGCAGCGGGAGGUUCUUGACGAGAUUGAUGCGAACAGAAGCUUAUUUUACGCGAUGAAAAAAAUUCUUGGAGAAGACUACAACAGUGUAUUGGUGUCGCUGCCGAAAUCCAAGCUCGAUUUUCGAAGUCCUUCAAGCACGGUGGAAUCUCUGUAUGAGCCAUCCAUACCCGCGAUUACCGCAUCAACAACCCUACCGGCUGUCAAAUUCUAG
Histoplasma mississippiense is the source of this 870-nucleotide messenger RNA. RefSeq lists its product with no specific name. Lineage: Eukaryota; Fungi; Ascomycota; Eurotiomycetes; Onygenales; Ajellomycetaceae. The record is from RefSeq and is a predicted model, not a curated record. Gene Ontology annotation, cellular component: cytoplasm. The transcript has 7 exons. The coding region runs from base 1 to 870 and encodes 289 amino acids.